Lineus longissimus is the source of this 2849-nucleotide messenger RNA. RefSeq lists its product as uncharacterized. NCBI's taxonomy places the organism in Eukaryota, Metazoa, Nemertea, Pilidiophora, Heteronemertea, Lineidae. Gene Ontology annotation, molecular function: protein binding; transmembrane receptor protein tyrosine kinase activator activity. The record is from RefSeq and is a predicted model, not a curated record. Gene Ontology annotation, biological process: positive regulation of MAPK cascade. The coding region runs from base 452 to 961 and encodes 169 amino acids. The transcript has 3 exons. Gene Ontology annotation, cellular component: terminal bouton.
GGUCGUAAUCGACCUCACCUUUCCCCCGAUGAAAACGGGGUUAAAUUCGGUUGAGCCAUCAGAUGAAUGAGGAGCGGAGACAAUUUCGAUCAAUCAAUGCCCAGAAUGUAGGUACUACGUUGAGCAGAGGCAAAGGAGUUACGUGUCACAAUAGUAGCAAUGUCUACGGCAGAAAGCAGGCGGGGAUUUACCCGAACAGAUCAAGAGCUGAUAAAAUGGCCCCAUAAAAACCAAGUUACAAAUGGUUGGAAGAGGUACCGUUCGGCGAAUGCAUGGCGACAAGGACUUAGCAGAUGCUUUUGAGCUUUGUAAAGGAUGUUUGCUCGAUUUCUCAUUUCUCGCGUUUGUUUUGUUAAAUGCAGGUACAUGUAUAACGACGAUGCGAUUGAGAAUACACAGGUGAGAUAUCACAGUUAGCUCCCAGAUUGGACCAAAGGACGACGACGGAAACAUGAACUGGAUCCAGUGUUUCACAGUGUCGUAUUUGGCCGUAGUUUUACCAUGUGUAGCCGUCGCGUACAGAUUCACGGAUGCCUCAACGUUAAAUAAACGCAACACUAGUCGCAAAGACAAUAACACUUGGAAUAAAUUAGAACUUCUACAGGCCCUAAUUCAUAGGUUAAGGCAAAAAAAGCCGGGAUCUUCACAGACACAAUACAGAUAUAGGAGGAGCCGGCCUAUGUACUAUGGCUGGGUGGCAGAAAAGGAAAAUGACGCUGACAUACCAAGAAUUGAAUGUCCAAGAAAAGCCGGCGGUGAAAAAUUAUUUGCUUGUCCAUCCCCUAUAUCUGGUACGAAUCGUUACGUAUGCAUUGACGACCACGCUCUGUGCGACAGGCGGUAUGACUGUCCCGGGAAGGAGGAUGAGGACCCCACGGUCUGUAUGUUCCACAAGAUGACACUGAACUUUUUCAAGGCAAUCGUAUCAGCAGUUUUCGAUCUCUCUCGAUCCAUUCUCUAACGCUAAAGGACCACGUUCUUCCUUGAUUAACUUCUUCUACCUCCGGAUGACGAGCGGAUGUCGAGGCCUUCCGAAUGAAGCACGACUUGCUGCGGGACACGCGGAUAUUUUCACCUUGGCAAGGUCAAAAUGGCCGAUGUAACCAUGACAAUGUCAAAUAUGGCGCUGUCUCCUACUGCCAAGGUCACCAAUGGCGCUUCCCUAAGGUCAAAGUCAAAUUCGGUGAUGUUGUCACCUUCAUGAGGUCAGCUAUGGCGACUGCCACUGUGAGGAGGCCGGAUUCCGUAAAAGCCACCUGUUGAUGGUCACAUUUGGCGACAGCUAUAACGCUGGUCGACACCAUGUCAAGGUCACAUAAAUGUCAAGUUGUAAGACGUGAAGGACAUGUGAUGGGCAUUAGGAACAUUCCUGUACAGCCAUGGUGUCAGGAGAGAGACAGUAUCUUGGCCAGUAUUCUGAUGUGAUAAUUCGGCCUACUGCAUUUCUGGGCACCUGUAGCUUCGGGUAGUCAACGCCAGGAAAAAAACCGAGAAAGAUUCGAGGGCUCCAAUCUAUAUUUGCCAGCCCUCAAUUCGAGCUGGCGCCUACAGCACGGCUGGCAGGUGCUCAAGCAACAUUGGUCUCAUUAUUCUCACGAAUUCAACUAAUUAUUCAACUACAAACACUGAGAUUCCAUGAUGAAAUAUUACUGCUGGUUGUAGCUGUUUGUGUAGAAAAACUGAAUCCCUAAGUGAUAAAAAUUCGUAUUCGUAAUAUCUAUGUGAUACUGUCUCAAAUGAGUCCUUGGAACGGAAACGCUUUGAAGCGGACAGUGGCAUCAUGCGUAAACAUGCUUUUGGACGAAAACUUGAGACAAAAGUUGCAAUCUACGGAUUGUGGCUAUCAGCGUCUUCAGAACUAUGUUCGCUGUAGUGGCAUCAUGUAAACCACUGCAUGUAAAACACUGCGUUCUGAUCCGACGAAAGCUGGAAAACGACGAAAAAUUACUUUAUGACCACUUAUUUUCAAAGGAAAGUUUGCACCAAUUGCGAUGUGAAUUGCGGUGUCUUGGAGUUGAAGUGCAUGUGGUGAUGACGACUGGUCGUGUUGAGUAACUCAAGGUUCUUUGGAGUGUAUAUAAAAGUCCUUUUCUACUGCGGGCGUGACAGCUGUCGUUGUGCGCGAUAGUUGUUUGAAAGAUGGUUCCAACGGAGGAGCAGAAUAGAGUCGUUGAGCAACGUCCCGAGUUUCAUCUACGACUACGAUUUCAGAAAGAUGUUCGUCAAAUACCCUUGCGGCAUCAUUUGGUGAUGCUGUCACAUUGUCUUGGUAAACCUAAGCCGACGUCUGACACCUAAUGGUGACAAAAGCUGGCGUAAAUAUAUAUGUCAGAAGUAACCAAAACAUUGUGUAAUCCAGCUUUCUGAUUAGAAGUCGGAUAUGUAAGUCGAACGUUGAAGGAAUCUUCUUUUCCCCGAAGUCGUGUCUGUACCCGCGUCCCGUGCCAUGUCUUGUAGCUGGACGGUGAGGGCAGUUUUUCUAGAACUCGCAAAAAGUGUGUUGUUGGUACUGUAGUCUAUUCCGGGUGUGUGUAUAAUAUUGCUACAUGAAUGCCUUGGAAAAGGAUUGUCAGCGAAAUGAAUACCUCCGAUAGGGUAUCCUUAAGGCAGAACAUCACAGCCGGACUAUUUUGCCUGUACCGAAGAUGUCUCUUAAACGGUUGCCUUAAAACGAUUUCCCUAUCAUUUGGGUUGUCUAGGUAAAUCUGUUUGCUGGCUUUCUGUAACUUGGGGACUGAAUAAGCUAAUUUUCUUUCCAUCAACAACACCAAGUUAAGAGAUAUCGUUGUAUCUGGCUGUGGUGUCUUGCUCUUUAAGUGGUCGUACGUGGCAGGAGAGGAAGACAGUGA